CAAGCUCAAAGUGCAAAAACACAGUCGACUACAUAGUCAUAAGUCAUGAUCAUGAUCAUGUUGAAGAAAAUCAUUCAAACGAAGAGAACUAACUAAUGAAAGAUACAGGUAGGAGAGAAGUUUAGAGAAGUACAGGAACGAAGAAAUGGAGAAGAGAAACGUUGUUGAGAUGAAGCGUAGAGAGAAGAGCAGAGAGACCGACUGGAAAGAAGUUCUACAGAAGACUUGAGGGUUGAAGAAAGGUGAGAGGAUAGACAGAGCGACAAUAGCAAAGAUAUAGUCGGCAGCGAAUUCAAAGAAUGUGGAUCUGGUUGACAAGCUCCACCAUCAGGGCAAAGGAGUGGUAUGGCCUGUUCAGGACUUUGCUUGGGUGUCCUGAUUGGCUGCUUGCUUCUCUUCUGUCCCCUGUUGCUGACAGGCUGCAAUGGUCAACAUGUCAGUCUAACUGCUGCUGGUACAGGACAAUCAACAACAGCAUUCCGCGUGACAUUUGGUGAUGGACAACCUACAGCCAAUGUUACCAGUUACUUACCUGUAUGCUUGGUGGCCAGUGGAUCAGGACCAUUCAUUCGACUAGAGAAGACUGAUGGUAGUCUAGUGUUGGCUGAGACAGGUGCCUUCUCAGGAGGUACUAUUGUACUGGUGAACACCACAGUACAUCCUAUACUGGACACAUCAUACACUGGACUGUACCAUUGCAGAACAGUGGAUAACAACUCAACACAAACAUAUCAACUCAACAUUGUAGAACUUUGUCCAGAUCUCAUUUUUGCAAAACACAACUUCAAACCCAUUACUGAUUUUAGCAGGGCGAUUGGUACGAACAUAUCAAUACGGUGUCAAACGGGGUUUCUUGCUAACACCAGUCUGGAUGUGACCUAUUCUACAUGCCAGAGUGGCGGAGUAUGGAACCCAAGACCACCAGCAUGUGAAAGUUGCAGAGUUAGAUGUUCCGAUGACAUCAAUGUUGAAUCCUGUAAUCACGUGAUGGGACAAGGCACUGUCAACUGUAUUUGUAAACUAAACUAUAUAUGGGCAGGGAGCAAGUGUGUGGUAGUCUCUCCUACAAUUCCUGUUACCAGUGUAGUCUCUCCUACAAGUCCUGUUACCAGUGUAGUCUCUCCUACAAGUCCUGUUACCAGUGUAGUCUCUCCUACAAGUCCUGUUACCAGUGUAGUCUCUCCUACCAUUCCUGUUACCAGUGUAGUCUCUCCUACAAGUCCUGUUACCAGUGUAGUCUCUUCUACAAGUCAUGAUACCAGUGAAGUCUCUCCUACAAGUCAUGACACCAGUGCUAUGUCAAGUGGAACACGAUCCUUGCAUCCGCCUUCCACUGCCGAUGAUUCUACAAAGCAGCGUGUAUCAACUGCAGCUAUCGUUGGCAUUGCUAGUGUAGUAAGCAUCGUGACAGUGGCAUGUGCCAUCCUUCUCACCUUCAAGAUCAAGAAGGUUCACAGGACACUGCCUGUGGACUCUCCUGUCACCGUCCCCAUGGAUAUCCUGCCCCCCAACACCACCGAGGAGGAAGGUGGCGAUGACCAACAGGCUGCAGCCCAGCCAGACACAACCACAACAACACUUGCAGUCAGCCAACGGGUACCGCAAAGGUCAACGACUAAAUGCAAGGUGGCACGACCAUUUGUAGUUGUUGCACCCGCAAAGAAAUCCCAUGUAUACUCAAUUGAAGAAGUAUCUUCUUCCGGGGAGAUUGAACUGCUGACGUAGUUAUAGCCCCGGGCAAGCCUAUCUGAAACUAUGCCACGGUUCUUCCAGCUGACGCGCUCAGGUGUGUCUGUCACUAUCGGCCCACACACGCACGCACAACCACACAUGCACACCCACACAGGCACAUCCACGCAUGCACAGCAUACUGGACUUCGUAAAAAAAUAAAAAAUAAAUGAAAAUAAAAAUCCACGCAUGCACAUCCACACGUUCACAUCCACACAUGCACAUCCACACAUGUACAUCCACAUCCACGCAUGCACACCCACACAUGCGCUCCCAUGCAUGCCCAUCCACGCAUGCGCUCCCAUGCAUGCACACCCACACAUGCACACCCAUGCAUGCACAUCCACGCAUGCACAUCCACACAUGCACAUCCACACAUGCAUAUCCACGCAUGUACAUCCACAUCCACGCAUGCACACCCACACAUGCGCUCCCAUGCAUGCACACCAUCGCAUGUACACCCACUGCCACUCAAUCACAUACACAUGCGUUCCCGCUCACACACACACACACACACACACACACACACACACACACACACACACACACACGCGCGCGCGCGCGCGCGCGCAUGUGUUCGCACUCACAUACACGUGCACUAACACAUACAUGUGCGCCCACACAUACACACACCUGCUUACCAACACCCUUUCACAAUGCUUUCCUGUCCACUCUGUGUUUGCUGCUUGCAAUCCUCCCUAAUUUUGUUGUGCAUAUUUGAGCGUCGCAGCAUGUGAUUGCGUGACCUAUGUUUUUAUUAAGAGAGCAUGUCUGAGAAAACCAGAACAUAUGUGCAAGUCGAUCUCUCAGAUUACGCUCAAAUUUUGCAGGUAGGUUUGCUUUGGGGUGUAGAUCGACAUUCCAAAGCCCGCACAAAAUCUUUUGAAGGGAACCAUGAAAUUGGUAUACCCCUCAAUAUUGGCCCAAUAUUGGCACGAUUUAUGGGUCAACAAACGAGCCACGGUACAGCGUGCAAGAACAAGCUACGAACAAAACUCCAUCAAGCCAUCAUUACCUCACCUUAGAAGAGUUCUUGGGGCAGCACUACUUAGCCACGCCAGCAUCCCAGAAGACGAGGGAAAUCAUCCCUUGACGCCACAAAUGAUCGUCUUGAAAAUAGCCAAAUUACAAGCGCUGAUAAAACAGCGAGCUACGUCCUCAAUUAGCAAACACUAUACACCGGCAGAUAGUAGAACACCUCUUCUAGCACUGAGGACAUGUCCCCCAUCAUCCUUUUGGGGUUUUCUUGAAAUAAACAAUUUUGAAUUUUUCCACUCGACCAUUCUGAAAUACGUCCAAACUCAUACCUGCGCAGGAAAGCUCGGCCUCCGCGACGUCUAGUCAGCAAUUUCUACUCCAACACCACUCCCAACGCUGCAGAACAAAGUGUAUUGUUGACUCUGACAAGGAAAAGCAGCGGUGAUCACUUGUCACUCCAAACGACAAGCUUCUCCUUGCGCCACCAACAUUUUUCGUUGCAACAGUUGAUGCAAAAGUGACUGAAUUUUUGCGUGUAGUUUUUGGAUUUUACUGCAAGAGGAAUGAAGAAAUCACGUUUACCCGUUUGUAAAAAAAGAAAGAAAAAAGUGGGAUUUCGAUGAUCCUAUAAUAUUAUUAUCGUAUGUCAAGACUCAAUAUAGGAGUGCGGAUACUCUUUUCCUUUGCAUUCCCGCUUUCGACUUUGUCAGGCAGGAGCAGGCUGAAAGACAGUCGUUCUCUCCACUCUAGUGCAAGUAAAAAUCCUCGUACUGAAGGUUCUUGAUCGUGAUGUGAGAAAAUGCAAGACUUUAAACUAAGCAGCUAAGUUGCUAGAAAGUUACGAUGGUUCUCCGACAUCGAACCUGCCACAGUACUUGAAGAUGAACUAGUGUCACCAGGCUGAGUGACCAGUCGGAGUGUCAUACACGGUGAGGUCCGUAGGUGGUAGCUAUGAUACUCAUGGUUGUAGUUUGUUCCUUCAAUCGACGAGCUUGGCUUAGUUGGAAAGUAGUUCGAAAUAUUGCAUACAAGAUUACGGAUUUGUGAAGAUUCGUUUCACGAGUUCAGCGAGCUAGCACUAACAGCUAGCUGGCCAGCAGCACAUCAGCUGUGUCAGGCACCCCAGCUAGCUUUGGGUGCGAACAUCUGAUUCUUCUGAAUGCGAAGAGUACCAGUUCUCUGCGAACAUAGCAAAUAGGAUUGCGCGAGAUCACGGAAGUUUUGCUAAACUACUCUGUCCUUGCAUUGCUUGAAUCACAUCGAUCUGCAGUUGAUUUGCGUACAUGUAUCAAAAUACAUGUAGCACUAGGAGGACCAUGUACGAUUGUAACUGCCUGUGAAGUUGUGUACAUGGGCAAAUGUACGGAUGACAUUCAUUUUAUUUGGAGCCUUCAUUGCCAUAAUAUUAUUAUGAGACACGAAUCAAUUGCGAAUCAUAAUGCGGUAUCAACAUACAACCUGAGAAUAAUAAAUAACCCUUUAAGAGCCGCCCAUACUUGAAUGCGUCGUAAACGACGCAUUCAAAUGCAAAACUUCAAAAGACCGUAACUCAGUCCAAUCUCGCUCAAAUCCAGUGAUCGAAAUAUCCAGGGCGAAGAGAAAACUCUCACCUGUCGGGAGAAACAAUCCGCGAAGCGCUGCGAGCAACGGUUCCUGAGAUAAAUCACUCGUAAGUUGAGCCGCGAUCGCGGCAAUUUGAAAAGCGCGCAGUGCGACUUUAGUAUUGAGAAUUUUGAGACUUUUCGUCACGCUGGUUUACUCGAAUUUGCACGGGUUUCACUGUUGAUAAUGUCAAGAGUACUUGGCUCCGCCAACAUUCUGCUUUGGCAGUGUCUACCCGGCCGACCCUGAAUCCUCUCUCGUAGAUACUUGGCUCCGCCAACAUUCUGCUCCGGCAGUGUCUACGUAUUACUCUUGUCUGACCUCUCUCUUGGCCCUGCCAAGAUCCUGCUCCGGCAGUGACCCCUCUCUUUACUCAGGGCCCUCGGUCGCCGUCCCUCGGACGCAGACUCUUGUAGAUACUUGGCUCCGCCAACAUUCUGCUUCGGCAGUGUCUACCCGGCCGACCCUUAAUCCUCUCUCGUAGAUACUUGGCUCCGCCAACAUUCUGCUCCGGCAGUGUCUACGUCUUACUCUUGUCUGACCUCUUUCUUGGCCCUGCCAAGAUCCUGCUCCGGCAGUGACCCCUCUCUUUACUCAGGGCCUUAGGUCGCCGUCCCUCGGACGCAGACUCUUGUAGAUACUUGGCUCCGCCAACAUUCUGCUUCGGCAGUGUCUACCCGGCUGACCCUGAAUCCUCUGUCUGUUUGUGUGUUUGUCUGUUUGUCUGCUUUUCUGUCUGUUUCUGUGUCUAUCUGCCUUUCUAUUUCCUUGCCUCGUCUCCAUAUCAAUGAGACAUGAAUCAUUGCCACACUCAAGCAGUCGAAGGCCCAACGCUAGCAAGGCUGUCAAUGUGACAGUGGCUACAGCGGGGCAACGUGCACGAUUGCCACCGGCAAUUCCAAGACGUUCUCGGACACGUUCAGCUCCACCACCAUCUCAACUACCCGGUGGCCCACCGUGGCUGGUGGUUACCCGCCAAGAUCCUGCUCUGGCAGUGAUCCCUCCUGCUCCGGCAGUGACCUCUCUCUGACCUCUCUCUUGGCUCCGCCAAGAUCCUGCUCCGGCAGUGUCUAUGUCUUUAACCCCGCUCACGGCUGCUUCGGUAUGAGGCUUGCUGGCCACAAUGGGCCAUGCUCAUUUCCGGCUACUCAGGGCUCUCGGUCUUCGUCCCUUGGACGUGACUAUCCUCUUGGCUCCGCCAAGAUCCUGCUCUCUCUGUAGCCUCUCACUUCGCUGGCCAGCACCCUCCUAACCGCAA
Molecule: messenger RNA, 5567 nt
Organism: Sycon ciliatum
Lineage: Eukaryota; Metazoa; Porifera; Calcarea; Leucosolenida; Sycettidae
Product: transcription initiation factor TFIID subunit 12-like
Exons: 17
Coding region: 346-1725 (459 amino acids)
Source: RefSeq, a predicted model, not a curated record